Molecule: messenger RNA, 2619 nt
Organism: Saccharomycopsis crataegensis
Lineage: Eukaryota; Fungi; Ascomycota; Saccharomycetes; Ascoideales; Saccharomycopsidaceae
Gene: TPS2
Product: trehalose-phosphatase TPS2
Exons: 1
Coding region: 1-2619 (872 amino acids)
Biological process (GO): fungal-type cell wall organization; trehalose biosynthetic process; cellular response to heat
Cellular component (GO): alpha,alpha-trehalose-phosphate synthase complex (UDP-forming); cytosol
Molecular function (GO): trehalose-phosphatase activity
Source: RefSeq, a predicted model, not a curated record
AUGUCCCAAAACCCUCUCGCUGUUGAUGAUGAGGCUGUUGCUAGUCCUUUGGCAAGCAAUGUGACUCCUGUGAUUCCUGGUGACUCAAAGGCCCAGCAACUCAAGACAUCUGGGCGAAUUAUUGCCGUGAUGACCAACCUCCCAAAUCAAGUCCACUUGAAUAGGAACACUGCUGAUAAUACUGUCGAUUUCUCUCUUUCUCAUACCAGGGGGAAUUCUUCAGUUUAUUCGAGCUUUUACUAUUUGAAUCAACAAACCCCUUGGGAGACUCAUUUGGUGGGGUGGACUGGUGAAGUGAUGUCCCACACCAAUAAUAGGCUCAAUAGAAGUGAUGUCCAAAAUGAUCCGUUAUAUCUUAGUGACGAUGAUAAGAGCACUAUUACCGGAAUGUUGAAAACCGCGAACAAUUCUGAAAAUGUCCAUCCGGUAUGGUUGCUACGCAGGGACCAGCAACGGUGGAGGAAAUAUGCUGAGAAUGUGUUGUGGCCAGUAUUCCACUAUAUUAACCAGAACACCACGUUCAACUCGAAUAACAAUGAAGUAGAAUGGUGGCAUGAUUAUGUGAGAUUCAACGAGGCGUACGCCACGAAAAUCAUGUCGAUUUACAAACCAGGGGAUAUCAUUUGGAUUCAUGAUUAUUAUUUGUUGCUCUUACCAAAUUUGCUUAGGUUACAGUUGCCCGAGGCCUACAUUGGUCUUUACCUUCAUACCCCGUUCCCAUCUCUGGAGUACUUCCGUUGUUUAUCCAAAAGAUCCAAUUUACUCGAAGGGAUGUUGGGAGCGAAUAGGAUUGCUUUUCAAUCUUAUAGCUUUGCAAAGCACUUUGUGUCGUCUUGUUCUCGAAUUCUUGGUUGCGAGACCACUCAUGAUAGCAUUACAACCUAUGGUAGGAUUUGUAAACUCGAGGCUUUGCCUAAUGGUAUUGACACCUCAAAGAUUAUCAGUGAUGCGUUCAAUGAAAAAAUCGAUAAAAGAGUGGAUACCAUCAAGAAAGUCUACGCUAAUAAGAAAAUAAUUGUUGGUAGAGAUCGUCUUGAUAGUGUUAGAGGGGUGCUCCAGAAGCUCGAAGCUUUUGAAAAGUUCUUGAUAAUGUAUCCUGAAUGGAGAGAUAAAGUCGUCCUUAUCCAGGUCUCUUCACCAGUAGCCGAUAUGAAUAAAGCGUACGAAAAGCAGGUUAGCGAAUUUGUGUCUUACAUAAAUGGUACUUAUGGCACUUUGCAUUCUAAUCCAGUUCAACACUUUCAAAUGAGAAUUGAUAAAGAUGAAUAUUUGGCGUUGCUAAGAGUGGCUGAUUUGGGAUUGAUCACCACCAUUAGAGAUGGUAUGAAUACCACUGCCUUGGAAUUUGUUGCCUGUCAAAUGAAUAACUAUUCACCUUUGAUAUUAUCUGAAUUCAGUGGGACUACCACGGUUUUAAGUGAUGCGAUUGUUGUCAACCCUUGGGAUUCCGUAGGGGUGGCCAAAACAAUUAAUGAUUGUCUUCAUAUGCCAGUUGUCCAAAAAGUUUCUCUCGAAAAGCAAUUGUUCAAAACUGUAUCUAUCAACACUAAUCAGUAUUCUACCAACAAAUUCUUGCGUCAUUUGAUUGAUGAUUUGGGAUCAUCACACGAAUGUCAUUCCACCCCACCACUUAACCGUCCAAAAAUGCUCAAAUCUUAUAACGAUGCUACCAAACGGUUAUUUUUAUUUGACUACGAUGGUACAUUGACUCCUAUUGUCAAAGAUCCUGAUGCGGCAAUUCCAUCAGCAAGAACUUUGCAUUUAUUAACGAAGUUGGCGAAAGAUCCAAAAAAUAGAAUUUGGAUUAUUUCGGGUCGUGACCAACAGUUCCUUGAUGAAUGGCUCGGUAGCAAAAUUUCAGAGCUUGGUUUAUCUGCCGAACACGGUUGUUUUGUCAGAGAUGUUGACAGCCAAAAAUGGAUAAAUUUGACGGAAAGUAUCGACAUGUCAUGGCAAAAAGAUGUCGAAGACGUUUUCACUUAUUACACGGAAAGAACCCCUGGAUCAUUUAUUGAGCGCAAGAAGGUUGCUCUCACUUGGCACUACCGAAAGGCCGACCCUGAAUACGGCGAGUUCCAAGCUCGUGAGUUGAAGCAACACUUGAAUGCGACGGUGGCCCAGAAUUAUGAUGUCGAAGUCAUGAGUGGUAAGGCCAACGUUGAAGUCCGUCCAAGAUUUGUCAAUAAGGGAGAAAUUGUCAAGAAGUUGACCCUCAGUGCUCAUGGAGAACCUCAAGACUUUAAUAGUUAUGGAAAGAAGAAUCUAUUGAAAAAAUUGACAUCCGAAGUGUUGCCAGAUUUUAUUUUUUGUGUGGGUGAUGACAAAACUGAUGAAGAUAUGUUUGAAGCGUUGAUUUCCAUUGAAGAAGCCUGGGUGAAUAAAAAUGAUGAUGACAAUUACAAGCUGCAGACCUUAGAUGGUGAUGACGCCGCGGCCAUCCACGAUUUUGGAAUGUAUCCUGUCACUGUUGGCCCAGCAUCCAAGAAAACCAUUGCCAAAGCUCAUUUAUUAGAACCAAAACAAGUUUUGGAUACUUUGGGCUUGUUGGUUGGUGAAGUUUCGAUUUUUGAAACUGGAGGAUCAGUUACAUUAGAUGAUAGAGGACAUAUUAAGGAGUGA